GUGUGUGUGUGUGUGUGUGUUUUCUACCUUUAACACUUUAUAUGUGUGAACAGUUUUUUUUAAUGGUCUGUGAAGUUUCUCCUCCUCCGACAAACAACAGAAGCUGAAUUCAUCCAGUUUUCAUUUCGCUUCAGGCUGAUGAAAACGAGGUUUGGACUGAUGCUGGUGAAACACGACGCCAAUAACAAUGUGUUCACUGAGUGGAAAUAACAAUAUGGAUCCAAACAUCAUCAGUGUGUGUGAACUCAGAGUUUAUAUUUCAGUCAGUUCGAUCAUCUUCAGUUGUUUAUUGUGUUGUUUAAUUGGUUGAUCUGAGCUCGUUGCUGAUUCAUGAUGUUGCUGCAGUUUAUUUUUCCUUCCUCUCAGACUCAGAUUGAUCGAUUUCCUCGCUGUUUAUUCACUGACGCUUACUGAUAAUUGUAGAGAAAGUCAGUGCUCUGCAGCUUUGUUUAACUCUGCUGAUAUUUUCUCCUCCUGCAGAUAAAUGUCUGCUUCUAACAAGAACAGUGUUUGUAUCAGUCUGAUUCCUCUGUGCUGUAGAGCUGCAUUCGUUUCCGACGUUGGUCACCUCCAUGUUUGACCAGACUGGAUCGAUUUUCCCAGAAAAACAUAGAGAUGAUGUUUUAAGAAACGAACAUCUCAUGUUUUAAAGUACAUUUUAAUCCAUUUACACGUAAUAUAUGUCAACAGCUUUAAAAGAAAGCAGAAAUACCUGCAGAAAGAGACAGAAGAGGAGAGAGAGACGGGAGAGCACAAUACUACAGGAAAGAGGAGAUACUGAGUUAGUAACAUGUAACAUGGGAUAUGAAUCCAUACUGAUGGAGAGAGAGAGAGAGAGAGAGAGAGAGAGAGAGAGAGAAAGAGAGAAGCUCAGUGCAUCAUGGGAGAUCUCCCAGCAGUCUAGGCCUAUAGCAGCAUAACUAAGGGAUGGUUCAAGCCUGAGCCAACCCUAACUAUAAGCUUUAUCAAAGAGGAAAGUUUGAAGCCGACUCUUAAAGGUACAGAGGGUGUUUCUGUAUUUACUCUGUUUAUUCUCUGUGAUAAAUGAAAUGUAAAACAUUCUGAUAUGAAAUAAUAUCAGUGAACAGCUGCUGUUGCUGUUGAACCUCUAAAAACAACAUGGCUGCGUCACCUGUAGUCGUCGCUCGUCUCUUUGCUGCUCCACCUCCUGACACUGUCUCCAGAAACCAUCACUGCUGCAGUGACGUGUCCACACACACCGUCCUGCUGCCACAAACAGGUGGAUUAAUCCGCCGCUGAAAACAGUCCCCAACUGAUUCUCUGUUUCCUCCUGACUGAACCUUCACUGAGUUUAAAACCUGUUUUAAAGCUGACCAGCAGACUCGGAGCUCGGAGCCGGUCUUAACUCUGUCCUCUCUCCCUGACGCUGAUGCAGCAGGUACCAGAGGCUGCAGAGAUGAAGACGAUCCCCCAGAGACAGAAGGCACGUCUGUCCGUCUGUCCUCACAUCCAUCCAUCCUCCACUGCCUCAUUCAUUCAUCUGUUCAUGUCCAUCAAAACACCACACAUCAGUUCUCUAAUGUCAUCAAUUGACUGAUGACGACAGGUUGAAGUGACAGUGUUCAUAUGUUUAAAUGUGUGUGUCGCAUCAACAAUAAAACUCAUGCAGUGUGUUCCUCAUCAUCUCUUUAUUCACCUGUGUGUGUGUGUGUGUGUGUGUGUGUGUGUGUGUGUGUGUUCAUGUAUUGUGUGUAACUACUGUCUUUGUGUUUCAGGACGACUACAUUCCUUACCCGAGGAUCGAGGAGGUGAGACUCAGCAUCAGCACCCUGGAAAACCCAGAGCUUAUGGAGCUAUCAGCUGCAACCACCUGUGUGUGUGUGUGUGUGUGUGUGUGUUGCAGGUGUUGGAGAGGGGGGGGCCGUACCCUCAGGUCAUCCUGCCUGAGUUCGGAGGUUACUGGAUCGAGGAUCCAGAGGCUUCUCCUCCUCCUCCUCCUCCUCCUCCUCCCACCUCUCUGGAGAGCCGGGGGGAGGAGGGGGGAGGUUUGGAAGGAAUAGAGGAGGAGGACACACCUGCAGGGGAUUAUGGGUACCGUCUGGAGGAGAUCAACGAGGCUGCGCGGGCGUACAGGAAGCACUUCCUGGGCAGGGAGCAUCUCAACUUCUCGUGUUCAGCCAGCAGUGUGGGAAACCUGCUGCUGUCUGUGAGGCACGAGGAGGAGAAGGAGCAGGAGCACCUCCAUGUUAUCGUCAGGUCUCGGGUGAAGAGCGUCUAUCACAGACUGUCGCUGACGGAGCUGCCGGACAUCCCCAGCGUACCAGAGCUGGCCAAGCUGCUGUGUGACGAAGCAGCAGGUCUGCGGUUCAGUCCCGUCCUCUACCCGAAGGCGUCUCAGCUGAUCGUCAACUACGACGAGCACGAGGUCAACAACACCUUCAAGUUCGGAGUCAUUUACCAGAGGUUUGGACAGGUGUCUGAGGAGGAGCUGUUCAGGAACAACGAGGAGACGCCGGCCUUCACGGAGUUCCUGCAGCUGCUGGGAGACACGGUGGAGCUGCAGGACUUUAAAGGGUUUCGGGGGGGUCUGGAUGUGUCCCACGGUCAGACGGGGUCUCAGUCCGUCUACACCGUCCACAGGCAGCAGGAGAUCAUGUUCCACGUCUCCACCAAACUGCCUUUCACCGAGGGAGAUGCUCAGCAGCUUCAGAGGAAACGUCACAUAGGAAAUGACAUCGUGGCGGUGGUGUUUCAAGAAGAGGCCACGCCCUUUGUCCCCGACAUGAUCGCAUCCAACUUCCUCCACGCCUUCAUCCUAGUGCAGGUGGAGGAGCCCUGCUCUGACAGCACCACCUACAAGGUGUCCGUCACCGCACGAGAAGACGUGCCUCAGUUUGGCCCGCCCCUCCCAAAUCCAGCCGUCUUUAAGAAGGGUCCAGAGUUCAGAGAGUUUCUUCUCACUAAGCUCAUCAACGCAGAGCUGGCCUGCUACAAGAGCGACCGCUUCGCCCGACUGGAGGAGCGGACCCGGGCCGCCCUGCUGGACAGCCUCCAUGAUGAACUGCAGAGACGCUCCCAGAGCAUGCUGGGAUUGACAUCAGGUCUAGAGGAGGAGGGUCGAGCUGAGAACGGACACGCCCACGGAGGACUCCUGGAGUCCAUCAAGAGGGCGAUGAGAGGACGCAGCGUCUCCAUGGAGACCAUGUCGCGAGGCGGGGCGGGUCUGCCCACCAGUCUGAGUGGGGGGGGUCUGGCACACAUCAGUGCCGAGUGCAUCGUGAAAUCUCCUGUGAAGAGGAGAUCAGGACUUUUCCCUCGUCUGCUGAGCGUCGACAGCCAAACAGAGAAACACAACCAGAGAAGUCUCCUCAGUGAGCAGAGGAGCUUCGACAGCUGCCAGCCGACACUGGAGGUGAAGUCAGAGCUGCCGUCCAAUCCCAGCUCUCCAGAGGCAGGACAACGGGACAGGAUUCACAUGAGGAAGGAGAGCAGUAAGAUUUCCAGAUCAACAUCCAGCACCUGCAGCUUCAGCAUCCCUGCUGACGACACACACCUGCUGGCUCAGGCUGCAGCGGUGGAGGGUCAAAGUUCAAGUCCGCUCCUGGUCUGUCGCAGCCCCACAGAGCUGAAAAAUAAAAACUCUCCCAGAUCCAACCUCAAGUUUCGUUUUGACAAGCUGAGCCACUCUGCUGCAGUAAGUCUGUUUGUGUUUGUGUUGUCAGCAGGAUGGACACCACCUCCUCUGGGCUGUGUGUCUCUGUGUUACAGCUCCACUGAAUACAUUAGAAAGAUCAGUUUUUACAUCCUCUGUCCAUUUUACUGGACGUUAACUGGACACAGACGAUGGACAGAGUCAGAGACAGGAAGAGGCCGAGCCGACACAGGAGCUGCUUUAAAGAGCUGUGAGCUUCUCAGAGAGACUGAUGAACAGCUGUGAUGUUUUCUGACUCUAACACUUGUCUCUGUGCUCAGCAGGGACAUUAGACUGUGAGGACAGCAGUGGGAGGUACGUACACUGUCAUGUUGGUGUUUGUAUGAGCUGACUGAUGAAUGCUCUUUAUUUCACUCUGAAACAUCAUGACUCUGUGACGCCUGAAGAGACAGAAGGACGCAGUCAAAAGUCUUUACUCCAAAUUCUGACCUGACUUUAAUGAGAUUUCCUGAGUCUGUUGAUCAUAAAUGUGACGGUGACCUUCUCUACUCUGACGUCCUGAGGUGAAACUGGUUCAGACCAGGUGACAGUUCAAUGACAACAUGUGAAUCUGAAGAAGAAGCUUCUGCUGUUUGUUGGAGUUUGAGCUUUGAUUGAGUUUUUAAUCUCUUUAUUUUCUCUGCAGUUUCAAAAGAAGAACAAGAAGGAGGUUCAGACAGACAUCAGCCUCCAGGAGGAGGAGGAGGAGGAGGAGGAGGAGGAGGAGGAGGAGGACUGUAAUCUGAAAACACACAAACACUCUCUGAGGAUAAAAAGGUGAUCUGAGUCUUUCAGUAUUGAUUAUCUGCUGAUACAGAGUCUGAUCAGAGACUUAUAUCGACCUGAUCAUUAAAUCUGUAUCUGACAUGUUGGAAUGAAAUGAUCGAUCUGAGAUGAAUUAAAGUUGAACUGGAGAACGGAUUCGACGUGAAGUGAUCCUCAGACACUCAAACCCACAACAGACGAGUCACUGACUGAUCCUGAUCCGUUAAAAUCCUCCCAGAUCAGCCAAACACCAGAGUUCUGCUUUAACGGUGGUUUGAUGCAGAAACCCACAGAAACUGCUGAACAGGACAUGAAGCAGUAAAAUAACACAAAGCUGUGUGGAUCUUCCUCUGUGGAUGUUCUACAUAUAUACAGUAUAUAUACACGUGAACAGACUGAACCAGGGCACUGACUGAAUACUAACUGAACUCUGUCUUUACUGCACUGAAAGCACAAACUGUUCCUCCUCUUCUGGCUCUGAUUUCAGGUGUAAAUCUCUUUUUUCUGUGUCUUUAGAGUUUUUGCAGAACAGAGAUAAUAACUGUUUUAUUUUGAAAGGGGACGGUGAGAGGGAAGAUGUAGCAUUAAAACAAAGAUGUCUGUGUGUGUUUAUAUUUCAUGAUGAAAAUCUGAUGUUAUAAAGUUUCUGCAGGAUGAGUUUCACUGA
Lates calcarifer (barramundi perch) is the source of this 5084-nucleotide messenger RNA. RefSeq names its product rap1 GTPase-activating protein 2. Lineage: Eukaryota; Metazoa; Chordata; Actinopteri; Centropomidae. Gene Ontology annotation, molecular function: GTPase activator activity. The record is from RefSeq and is a predicted model, not a curated record. Gene Ontology annotation, biological process: regulation of small GTPase mediated signal transduction; activation of GTPase activity. Gene Ontology annotation, cellular component: cytoplasm; plasma membrane. The coding region runs from base 1625 to 3898 and encodes 757 amino acids. The transcript is spliced from 17 exons.